Messenger RNA from Aspergillus calidoustus, 3204 nucleotides. The record is from the annotation of a GenBank genome assembly. Lineage: Eukaryota; Fungi; Ascomycota; Eurotiomycetes; Eurotiales; Aspergillaceae.
AUGGGGGUCUUGGGCCGUCGAUACCGCGGGGACUCGCGGGCCUCCCUCCAUCGACCAAUUUCGGCUGAGCACAUUGCUCCGGACACAUUGGAUGCUCUUGCUGAACCGAGUAGCUUUCCUCGCACGCUGGGUUCGGAACCGGUAUUGACGGGCGGGACAAGCUUCAGGACACCGAGUCGGUCUUUCUACCACCGCUCGUUCCAUAAUAUUUCUGAUCCGGCACACUACUCCUCUCAUGGCCUUCGAGAAAAAACUGCCGAAUUAGCCUCCUUUGCCCUGUCCCGGGAACCCAGAGAUCUACCUCCAGCCAUGGAUAUUUUUCGACCCAUGGACGGUCCAACUGAUUCGGAACAGGCAUCAUCACCCAGCCAGCUCUCGGGCUUCUCGCAGGGACUGGAUGAAACAGGAUCCCGCUCAACCGGACUCGGCUCUACAGGCCUCUCUCCCGGUUCAUCGGUGCUAACAGCUAUGAUUCGUGACCCCUCGUCUAGCCUCAAUCAAGAUCGGAGAGAGAGUAUAGGGAAUUCGACUGGAUCGGGUGGAGACACAACGGUUAGGCCUUCCGCUUCAGUCAAUGAUGCAGAAGAAGAGGACACCAGCACAGAGCGAACAUCUUUGCUGACCAAGUCGUCAUCUUCCAAACCAUCCAGGAGCUAUGGAAUGGCUGGUGAUGUGGAACGCCAGGCAUUUGCGCCAAAAGAGACGCCGAAGGCUCUCCCAAGGGCUCUGUCCAAGCUCUCAACAACGGUUCAAAUACUUGCCCAUCCAAAGGCAUGGGAUGCUCGGACUGUAUGGCGACAAGGCAUCGUACAUCCGCUAAGUCUGCUGCCCUCAGUCUUCCUUGGCCUUCUGCUAAACAUACUGGACGCUUUAUCAUAUGGCAUGAUCCUAUUCCCUUUGGGUGAACCUAUAUUUUCUGAACUGGGAUCAGAUGGUAUUUCCAUGUUCUACGUGAGCACCAUCAUUGCUCAACUGGUGUUCUCAUGUGGUGGCUCGAUAUUCCGCGGCGGUAUCGGCAGCGAAAUGAUCGAGGUCGUUCCAUUCUUUCACCAAAUGGCAUUUACGAUUCUGAACCGCGUCGGCGAGGAUAAUCCCAAGUCUGUCAUUGCCACCACCAUUCUAGCUUUCUCGGUUAGCUCUGUGCUCACCGGCCUGGUCUUCUUCUUAAUGGGGACCUGCAAGGUUGGAUCCCUCAUUGGAUUCUUCCCUCGACAUAUUCUCAUUGGGUGUAUUGGAGGCGUUGGCUUUUUCCUGAUCUUGACAGGUCUCGAGGUAUCCGCUCGCCUUCCCGGGUCUUUCGAGUUCAACCUCCCGACUUUGCAGAGACUUUUCAGCCUUGGCAUUGUGCCCCUUUGGAUAAUACCUUUAUCACUCGCGAUUGGUCUUCUCGUUCUUAAGCGUUUCGUCAGAUCUAACUUUCUCGUUGGUGCUUAUUUCAUUGCUGUCGCCUUGAUCUUCUAUAUGAUCAAGUUUUCUGCCCAUAUACCCAUGGCAUCAUUGCGGAACAAUAGCUGGGUGUUUGAUGCUCCCUCAUCUUCAAAUCCCUGGUAUCAUUUCUAUACCCUCUAUGAUUUUGCUGCUGUCGAUUGGCCUGCAUUUGUCGAUACGAUUCCAGCAAUGUUUGCGCUUACGUUUUUCGGGAUACUUCAUGUUCCCAUCAAUGUUCCAGCCUUAGGCAUCUCGACCGGUGAAGAUAAUCUCAAUGUCGACCGUGAGUUGAUAGCUCACGGCGUCACAAAUGCACUUUCUGGAUUUGCGGGCAGUAUCCAGAAUUACCUUGUGUAUACCAACAGCUUGCUUUUUAUCGACAGCGGUGGUAAUUCUCGCCUAGCUGGUCUGAUGCUUGCAGGAGCUACUGCUGGAAUUAUGCUGGUUGGACCUGUUAUUGUCGGCUUCAUUCCCGUCAUGGUUGUUGGAGCCCUGAUAUUUCUGCUGGGAAUUGAGUUGAUGGAAGAGGCGCUUGUGGAUACUUGGGGGAAGCUGCAUCGACACGAAUACUUGACAGUUGUAAUUAUUGUCGCGACUAUGGGCAUCUGGGACUUUGUAACUGGAAUCCUUGUCGGUAUCAUCCUGGCCUGUUUGAGCUUCGUCGUCCAAACAUCACGGAAAUCUGCCAUCCGCGCAACUUACUCUGGCAAGAUCGCUGGCUCAACCGUUCGCCGGCCCCCGAUUCAACACCGUUUCCUAAAAGAGGCAGGGCGACAAACAUUGAUCCUCAAACUCGGCGGCUACCUGUUCUUUGGGACAAUCGUGGAUGUCGAGAACACUAUGCGAGGUCUCAUCGAAGAGGAAGCAUUCAGCCGGCUCCCGAUAAGGUUCAUUAUAUUGGACCUUUCUCGGGUGUAUGGCAUCGACUUUUCGGCGGCAGAGGCUUUCACUCGCAUUAACCGUAUCUUGAAGAAGCGGAAUGUGCAAAUGACCAUCUCGGGUCUUGACGUAGAAGGAGACGUUGGGAAAAGCCUCCAGAAUGUGGGUCUUUUCGAGCCAGAGCUCGGGGUCCGAUUAUUCGAAGACCUGAAUUCAGCGCUGGAGUACUGCGAGAACGACUAUCUCAACGUCUUUUACAGCCACCGAGAAGCGUUGCUACAGAGGACGGCCACUUCAAACAGUUUGGAAGUACCAGUGUCACAGCAUCACCCCAAGUCAGCAGUGGGAAUCGUGGGCUCCCCUCGCCAUCAGUAUCUCCAGCGAGCAGCUACAACGACGCUCAGCGAAGACGAGACAGCAGUAAUCAUCCCUGCGGCGUGGUCCGCAAUGCGCCAACCAUUGCCCCUUCUUCUCCAGACGUUCCAGGGCCUCACCUCACGGAACGAAGACUUCUGGUUCCCAGCAUGCUCCUAUUUUGUUCGCGAGAACCAUCCUGCGGGCACCGCUCUCUUUCAAGAGGGCGACAUCCCCAACGCGUUCUACCUUCUCGAGUCUGGGAUGCUCCGCGCAGAGUACGAGCUACCCCAGGGUCGAUACUUUGAACUCAUCGUCGCGGGGCGGCCAUGCGGAGAGCUGCCGUUUUUCAGCGAGACACCAAGAACGGCGACUGUCAAAGCCGAACAGGAUUGCGUGACGUGGAGCCUUGAUGCUGAAAACUGGAAGCGACUCCGGGAAGGAGAACCCGCUAUUGCGCGCGAACUGUUGACGGUUAGUUUGAAGCUGACGACGGAACGGAUGGACAGCAUUACUUCUUAUGUUCUUACGAUGGCGGCAUAA